CUAUUAUUCUACAGUGACAGACAGUAACUAUAUAUAGGUCGCUCCUCACUAUCCAUAUUCCAUAAUCCCUCUAAAGACUAGGGAAUCCCCAUACAACCUCUAUCUACCACGCGCGUUGAAACCCAGUCUCAAUCACAACUACAACAUGUCAUCCUCCGUCCAAGAAGGCCGGAUAUCCAAGACCACGCGCCGGAAACGCGAUCCCAACCGCCAAGCCCAGGUCUCGCGAGCGCACACCAGGAGUCAGGACAAGCAUGAUGAGGAGGAUUACACCCAUCUCCUCCCCCUGGUCGAACGCACCAACGCCCUCCCAAUCGACCAAUUCGUCAAUGCUUAUGUCCCGGCGCAUCUUCUCUCCUUCACCGGAAAGACCGGAACUGGCACCAGCAGCAGCACGAGUACAAGCACAAGUACUAACACCAACAACCCCCCUCCAAACCCCUCCCACCACCCCCCAACCCACCCCACCACCCACCGCACCAACCCUAACUCCUACAUACAAUAUCUCCAUCUCCUCCGCAUCCACCCUCCCCCCGCACGACCUAACCCAAUGCUUCGACCUCAUCUCCCUCACCUCCGCGGACGCCUACCGCGACUCCUCGGUCGGGUGGUCCCCGACCAAGAAGCGGAGGGAGAUGAAGUUGCCGGAUAUGAAGUAUUUGGUUGUGCGGCGUGUUCAGACGCAGGAUCGUGCUGACGGCGAUGCUGGUUCUGACCGUGCCACUACUGAGAAAGAAAAACAAAAAGGAGGAGAAGGCGAAAAAGAGAAAAAAGAAGGAGGGAGAAAAGAGGAAGAAGAAGAAGAGGAGGAGGAGGGAGAUAUCCUCGGAUUCCUCUCAUUCAUGAUCACCUACGAAGAUGGUCUGGAGGUGAUCUACUGCUACGAGGUGCACGUCACGCCGUCGAUGCGGGGACAGGGAAUCGGCCGACGGCUUCUCGCGUCCAUGAUGGAGAUUGGGCGACGGAUCGGGAUGGAGAAGGCUAUGUUGACGGUGUUUAAGGCGAAUGUGUCGGCGCAGAGACUGUAUGAGGCGCUGGGGCUGGUGACGGACGAGAGUAGUCCGCGGCCGAGACGGUUGAGGAAUGGGAUGGUUAAGGAGGCGGAUUAUAGGAUUAUGUCUGUGCGGUUGGAUGGGGGGCCGUAUGUUUGAAAUUUAUUUGUUUGGGGUGGAGAUAGGAUGGACAGAACAGGUCGGUUGGGUUUCGUAUCUUUAUCUUGAUAUUUUAUUUUAUAUAUUGGAUUGAGUUGAGGGGGGGGAACUAGAUAAAUUACAC
Aspergillus heteromorphus CBS 117.55 is the source of this 1275-nucleotide messenger RNA. RefSeq names its product N-terminal L-serine N(alpha)-acetyltransferase NAT4. Gene Ontology annotation, cellular component: nucleus. The transcript has 2 exons. The record is from RefSeq and is a predicted model, not a curated record. The coding region runs from base 255 to 1151 and encodes 298 amino acids. NCBI's taxonomy places the organism in Eukaryota, Fungi, Ascomycota, Eurotiomycetes, Eurotiales, Aspergillaceae. Gene Ontology annotation, molecular function: histone H2A acetyltransferase activity; histone H4 acetyltransferase activity; protein N-terminal-serine acetyltransferase activity.